This is a messenger RNA of Vigna umbellata (rice bean), 1607 nucleotides long. RefSeq names its product serine/threonine-protein kinase OXI1-like. Gene Ontology annotation, molecular function: protein serine/threonine kinase activity; ATP binding. Lineage: Eukaryota; Viridiplantae; Streptophyta; Magnoliopsida; Fabales; Fabaceae. Gene Ontology annotation, biological process: protein phosphorylation. The record is from RefSeq and is a predicted model, not a curated record.
GUGACGUCGUUUUGUACACGUGUCCGACGAUCACGCAACCUUCACAAAAGUCCAUUCAAUCGCAAAAAUCUUGGACCGCAAGCAAAAAAUAAAGGAAGUAAAAGUAUGCACCCACCGUUCACGCACGCCCUAUAAAACCUCUACAACACCGUCAACCUAAAUCCCAACUGAAAAAAGAAGAAAACAUUCACCAGCUCAUUCGGUUUCCUGUAACCCAUACCAUGGGCGACGGCGAAAGCACCUCCGAUCGGUCGCUUAAUUUCGAGGACAUGACAGUGGUCUCCGCCGUGGGGCGCGGCGCUAAAGGCGUGGUGUUCCUGGCUCGCGCCGGUGGCCGGCGGUCGGGAGAGUGCGUGGCACUGAAAGUGAUGUCGAAGGCGCUGAUUGCGCAGAAAAGAACGAGAAAGAAGGACGAGAGAGUGGGAGUGUCGUUUGAAGAGGAAGUGCUCCGUCGUUUCGAUCAUCCGCUCUUGCCGAGGCUUAGAGGCGUUCUUGAAACGGAGAAAGUGAUUGCGUUCGCCAUCGAUUACUGCCAUGGUGGCACGCUCCACUCUCUCAGGAAGAAACAGACUGAGAAAAUGUUCUCCGAUGACACCAUCAGGUUUUACGCUGUAGAAUUGGUGCUUGCAUUGGAAUAUUUAACGAAAGGGGAAAGUGGAAAGAAUUUGAAGCCAGAAAAUGUGAUGAUUCAAGAAAACGGCCACAUAAUGCUUGUCGAUUUUGAUCUCUCCAAAAAGCUAAACCCUAAAUCCCCUCACUCACUGAGUCAAAACUCGACCCCGAGUCCUAACUCGGAGAAACGUUCAAGGAAACAACAACGAUUAACUCGUAUAUACAGUUUUUGUAACUCCGGCAUCUCGCCGUGGGACUCGGACUCGGAGCCCCAGCUAAGUACAGUCGACUCAGUGCGUCACACGGAGUCUGACUCGGUUGAGAAAUCAAACUCGUUCGUUGGAACAGAAGAAUACGUGGCACCCGAAAUCUUAUCAGGGAAAGGUCACGGUUUUAGCGUUGAUUGGUGGUCAUACGGCAUCUUGUUGUACGAGAUGCUGUACGGAACGACGCCGUUUAAAGGCUUAAAUAGGAAGGAAACGUUUUACCGGAUCUUAACUAAAGAGCCAGAGUUAACGGGAGAGAAGACGGCGUUACGGGAUUUAAUUUCAAGAUUGUUGGAAAAAGAUCCUGACCGUCGGAUCCCAGUGGAGGAGAUCAAAGGCCACGAUUUCUUCAAAGGGGUUAAGUGGGACAAAGUGUUGCACAUUGCAAGACCACCUUAUAUUCCCACAAAUGAGGUUGAGAACAAAGUGGGGUUUAGCAAAAACGACGUGGAAGUGUUUGUGAACGAAGUGUUUUUUCCCACGAAUGAUGAUGAUGGCGUAGAGAAUCCUGAGCAUAACAAGAAGAAUGACGAUUUUUUAAUUUUUUGACUUCCAUAUUCUUUCAUACAUAGACUAAAUGUAGAUCACGCAUGCAAAUUUUUUUGCAUUUAAUUGUCGUAUAAUUAAAAUGGCAAAUGUCUAGACUCAUUCAUGAAUUACUUAAUUUAUUUUCCUUUCAAUUUUGGAGAUCUCAAAUAUAUAAUUCUAAUAGUUAAAAUUAUUAAUGUA